Ceratosolen solmsi marchali is the source of this 946-nucleotide messenger RNA. RefSeq names its product WAP, Kazal, immunoglobulin, Kunitz and NTR domain-containing protein 2. The record is from RefSeq and is a predicted model, not a curated record. Lineage: Eukaryota; Metazoa; Arthropoda; Insecta; Hymenoptera; Agaonidae. Gene Ontology annotation, molecular function: axon guidance receptor activity. Gene Ontology annotation, biological process: homophilic cell-cell adhesion; synapse organization. The coding region runs from base 389 to 883 and encodes 164 amino acids. The transcript is spliced from 4 exons. Gene Ontology annotation, cellular component: plasma membrane; neuronal cell body; axon.
CUUUCUCAAUGCGAGUUCAAAUCCUACGAUCAUUAAAUAACUUUGAGUACGGAGUGAAGUUUCCACUCCAUAAGUGUGGGUCAGGUUCAUUGGGCGCACAAUUGCCCUCGUCCAUAUUACGGAUAUGCAAGCACUCGUCGAUGCAGGCGGUCAUAGGACAGCGGCGUGCAUUAUAUUACUUAGAGUUGCAAGGUUCUCUCUGUCUCUAUUUCUCUAUAACUUCGUCGCGCGUAAUAGAUAGGCCAGGACUAUUAGGGGAGUAGCGGCUAGACGACGGGAGCCAUCAGUUACAGUGGAGUUACAGUGGAGUUCCGUGUCGUUGAUGAUACUGUGGAAGCGUCGAUAGUACAUCACCAAUACUCGCACGUUAAAUACACAAGAGUAUAAAAUGUCAGAACGAAGGAUGAUGGCUUGUUUGAUGAUCAUGGGACUGCUGAUGCUGUUCUGCUGUCAUGAGAUUUUUGCCAGACGAGGUAGGGCUAGGAGUAGGAGCAAGUCGAGGGUGCAAAUCGGCCUACCUAUCACUGGAAAAUAUCGCGAUCCCGAAAGUGACCAAUACUACAAUAAUCAGCACGGGGCCAAAAUUUUACUAGCUUCGCACUUUGAUUUGGAGUACGUUCUUGGCCACAAGAUAGCUUUCCUGUGCGUCGCCCGAGGUACCCCCCGACCCCACAUCACCUGGUACAAAGACGGCAACGAAAUAUACACCCACCUAUACUUGCACGUGCACGAGUGGCAGAUGGGCAAGGAUAAGGUAAAAUCGAAGCUCGAAAUCGAUCCAGCGACGCAAAUGGACGCCGGCGUUUACGAAUGCACAGCCGAUAAUAUGUACAGUAUCGACCGGAGAUCCUUCAAGACUGACUUCUCCAUUGCCUUCGAUUAACCCUUACAUUGCAUAGAUUUAUAACGAUCAAACAUCUUAUUGCAAAAAGGCUCUCUCUCUCUC